CCUAGGCCUUCUGCUCGAGCUCCAACUCCCCAUGGCGGCGACGCUGAGCCUGGAGCCCGCGGGCCGCAGCUGCUGGGACGAGCCGCUGAGCAUCGCCGUGCGCGGCCUGGCCCCCGAGCAGCCCGUCACGCUGCGUGCCGCCCUGCGCGACGAGAAAGGCGCGAUCUUCCAAGCCCACGCGCGCUACCGCGCCGACCCCCACGGCGAGCUGGACCUGGCGCGCGCGCCCGCGCUGGGCGGCAGCUUCGCGGGGCUCGAGCCCAUGGGGCUGCUCUGGGCCAUGGAGCCCGAUCGGCCUUUCUGGCGCCUGAUCAAGCGCGACGUGCAGACGCCCUUCGUGGUGGAGCUGGAGGUGCUGGACGGCCACGAGCCCGACGGCGGGCGGUUGCUGGCGCGGGCGGUGCACGAGCGUCACUUCAUGGCUCCCGGGGUGCGGCGCGUGCCCGUGCGCGAGGGCCGUGUGCGCGCCACGCUCUUCCUGCCUCCAGGAGAAGGCCCCUUUCCAGGGAUUAUCGAUGUCUACGGUGUUGGCGGGGGCCUGUUGGAAUACCGAGCCAGCCUUAUGGCUAGCCAUGGAUUUGCUACACUGGCUCUGGCUUUUUAUGACUUUGAAGAUCUCCCUAAGGAUUUCACCAUCGUGGAAGUGGACUACUUCGAGGAAGCAGUGUGCUACAUGCUCCAACACCCCAAGGUAAAGGGCCCAGACAUUGGGCUUCUGGGUCUUUCUCUGGGAGCUGAUAUUUGCCUCACCAUGGCUUCGUUCUUGAAAAAUGUCUCAGCCACAGUUUCCAUCAAUGGCUCUGCAUUCAGCGGGAACAGACACAUACACUACCAGCAGACCAUGAUACCACCAUUGGGCCAUGACCUGAGGAGAGUGAAGGUGGCUUUCUCUGGCAUUCUGGACAUUGUGGAUAUCCGGAACGAUCCUGUGGGCGGCUGUGAGAACCCCAGUAUGAUCCCUAUAGAGCAGGCCAAGGGGCCCAUCCUCUUCAUCGCUGGGCAGGACGAUCAUUGCUGGAGGAGCGAGCUGUACGCUCAGACAGCCUCGGAACGGCUGCAGGCUCGUGGAAAGGAGAGGCCGCAGGUAAUCUCCUACCCUGGGGCUGGCCAUUACAUUGAGCCUCCUUACUUCCCCAUGUGCCCAGCUUCUCUGCACAAAAUAGUGAACAGAGCUGUGCACUGGGGAGGGGAGGUCAGGGCUCACUCCAGAGCCCAGAUAGAUACAUGGGAGCAGAUUCUGGCCUUUUUUGGCAGACACCUACAGAGUACCCAGAGCAGAGCUUCCUCUAGAUUGUAGUGUGUUUGUCCGUUAGUGGACAUGGUAGGUUCAAGUCACACUUUGAUGUUCAGUAACUUCUUGGGGAUCAGUUUUCUGCUAGAUAACAUUAAAUUCAU
Molecule: messenger RNA, 1395 nt
Organism: Chionomys nivalis (European snow vole)
Lineage: Eukaryota; Metazoa; Chordata; Mammalia; Rodentia; Cricetidae
Product: peroxisomal succinyl-coenzyme A thioesterase
Exons: 3
Coding region: 32-1297 (421 amino acids)
Biological process (GO): fatty acid metabolic process; acyl-CoA metabolic process
Cellular component (GO): peroxisome
Molecular function (GO): fatty acyl-CoA hydrolase activity
Source: RefSeq, a predicted model, not a curated record